Molecule: messenger RNA, 1404 nt
Organism: Akanthomyces muscarius
Lineage: Eukaryota; Fungi; Ascomycota; Sordariomycetes; Hypocreales; Cordycipitaceae
Exons: 4
Coding region: 1-1404 (467 amino acids)
Biological process (GO): phospholipid homeostasis
Molecular function (GO): aminoacyltransferase activity
Source: RefSeq, a predicted model, not a curated record
AUGCAAAGAAGCUAUCUGUACCCGGAAGGCACCAGUACCGCCUCGAGCUCCAUCUCAGGAGUGUCAACCCGGUCCUGCGCACUCAUCGACUCGGUCUAUGCAACGGCCUCGACAAACCAUGGCCCGCGUGUUAGCGGCCUUCCCAACCUAUCAUUCCGUUGCAGCCCCAAGAGUGCAGGCCCUCGCAUCUCCAUGGAUACUCGUAACAGCGGCAGCAGUAUCGAUGGCUACGCUUCAAGCACGCGACUCUCCGACAGCCGCAGCUCGUCCUGUGGAAGCGAUAACCUCGACACAUCCUACCAUCAGUUUAGCCGCACUGCUCACAUGGGCAUACUGGAUCCCAGCUACAAGCUGUUUGUCAGCCAGCACGGGCACGGCUCUCUGGUCUACAAGAUAAAGAGUGGUGCCGCAGUCAUCGCAGGCGACCCUCUCUGUUCGCCAGACCAGAUCCAGCCGCUUCUGGACGAGUUUCAACAGUUUCGCGGCGACCGACGUCUUCGAAUCGUAUACAUUGGUGCCAGCGCCGCUUUUGCCAAGCAGUCGCAAGAAAAAGGCUGUGUGACGAUGCACUUUGGGCGCGAACGCGUGCUGAAUCCCCUCACAAACCCACUGCUUAAGAACAAGGCUGGAAAGCGCACAAUCAGCCAGUGCCGCCAGCUCUUGGACCCUACUCGCGGCGGCAUCUCUGUGGGCAUAUACGCACCCAGUGUUAAUGGAUAUGAUCCAGCGCUUGAAGAGGAACUGCAGGCAGUCUACGACGGAUGGCGCGCGCAGCGUGACACCUCACGUCCAUCUAAUGCACAAGCCUUCAUUACACAGUACGACCUCUUCUCCCGACCUGACAUUACCAUGUUCCUCUACACAUGCGAUGGCGACGGUCGUGCCAACGGCAUCGCUGGUCUGCGAUAUCUCGGCGCCAACAAUGGAUUUCAACUGGAUCCUUGUGUUGCCUCCGAGGACGCGCCCCGCGGCAUUACCGAUCUCCUCGUCAUCUCCGCCAUGCAGUUGCUGCGCAACAGCGGGGUCUCGUAUCUCAGCUUGGGAUUCGAGCCUUAUGGCGAGCUCAAGGAGGUGACUGGCCGCGAGGGCUUGCUCGCGAAGCUGACGCGCGAUGGAUACCGUCGCGUGAUGGGAUCGAUCAAGGCGUCCGGAAAGCAAACACACAACGACAAACUGCGGCCAGACGAAGACCAAGAGUCGGGGCUAUACAUCAUCUUACCCCGCGGCUUGCUGCAUUUGAGAGAAAUUAGCGCCUUGAUCAAGGCCGCGAAUGUUGAUGUGACGAGCAAAUACGAGCACAUUUAUAUUAUAUUCUUUAUUUUGUUAGUCUACUCACGAAAUCUACUAUAUUCUACGUUUUCGUCUAUCAACCUCGUUGCUAUUGCGUUUUGUUCAAUGACUUGA